AUGAAGCGCUUAUUCGGAAAGAAGAAAGACGUUCCACAGCAGCCACAGGUCAGUCUCGAAGACACAUCCGACCAGUUAGGAAGAAAGAGCGAAAGCAUUGAUAAGGAAAUUGCUGAGAUCAAUAGAAAAUUAAGUGAACUUACUAAACAAAUGAAAAUGCCGUCCAAUAAGUCUCGUGUUCCAACUCUCAGAAGGAAGGCCACCGAAUUGCUUAAGCGCCGUAAAAUGCUCGAAGGCUUCCAGGGCAAAAUUGAUGGACAAAGAUUUAAUAUUGACAACAUGGCUUUCCAGCAGCAACAAAUGAAAGUCAACAUCGAGACUGUUAAUGCAAUGAAGGAAACUAACGCAACAAUGAAGCAAACAAUGAAACAAUUUACAGUUGAAGAUGUUGAUGACAUGGCUAUGGACAUGGAAGAUAUGAUGGCCGAGUCCAACGAAAUUUCCGAUAUAUUAUCUCAGGGCAUUGGCAACGAUAUCGAUGAAGGAGAACUUGAAGACGAAUUAGCAGCCCUUGAAGCCGAAGGAUUGGAUGAAGGUGAUCUUGAUAUGGAAGGACUCGAUGAUACAGGCGGAAAGACACCUCAGAAGGAAGCCUGGUAA
Molecule: messenger RNA, 600 nt
Organism: Trichomonas vaginalis G3
Lineage: Eukaryota; Parabasalia; Trichomonadida; Trichomonadidae
Product: vacuolar transport
Exons: 1
Coding region: 1-600 (199 amino acids)
Biological process (GO): vesicle budding from membrane; late endosome to vacuole transport via multivesicular body sorting pathway
Cellular component (GO): multivesicular body
Source: RefSeq, a predicted model, not a curated record